This is a messenger RNA of Cercopithifilaria johnstoni, 351 nucleotides long. The record is from the annotation of a GenBank genome assembly. Lineage: Eukaryota; Metazoa; Nematoda; Chromadorea; Rhabditida; Onchocercidae.
AUGGGAUGGGAUGGUUGUGCAGCAAUUAGCCUCUCAUUCCAUCGUAAGCAAAAAGCCAAUCAGCAAUGCCAUCUUCUUCCCUCCCCUCUCAAAGCAGGCUUAGACCAGCCUAUUCCAACUGACUGCCAUGUGUCACCCAUCGAUCCAUCCGUCCAACUACUAUUUAUUCAUUCAGUCCUUUGUCCAGUAGCUCAGACCCCUGAGAAUUUCUCGACGGUGUUUACGAAUUACAUUUCAAUGAUGUCCAUUGUAGAUGCUAAUAAAGUAUUUCUUUUCGCAGAUCCUGUGAACGGCACUGGGGGUGUUACUGUGAUCUCGCUUGUCUAUUUUUUACCGCAUUAUCGUGAUUGA